AUGGCUAGCAGGGAGCCACUGCCGCCGCCUCCCUCUUCCUCUUUCCCUCCCCUCCCCUACUCCACGGCCCUCGCCCGGUCCUCUGCUUCCUUCGCACCGCAGCCGCCGCCGCCGGUCUUCUCCACUGCGGCCGGCACCUCCGCGCCGCCGCCCCGCUCCUCCGCGCCGCCAGCCUCGUCUGCGCUACAGGCCACCUCCUCCACGGCUGCCGCCGCCACCGCCCAGGCGGCCGCGCGCCACUCGGCAGAGCGCGAUGCGGCCCUCCAAGCCGCCGCUGCUGCCGCCGUCGAGGCUGCUGCCGCCCAGGCUGGUGCUCGGAGCUCCCUGCUCCCAUCCCACGCCAGCGCAGGGUGGAGCACGGCUCCCCUGCGCUCGCUGGACUCGCUACAUAGCCUCUGGACUGGGUCGGGCUGGGCCGCCUUGUGCCUGGGCGCAGAAAGGGGCCCCUUUGGCUCUAUGUACACUGUCGGGCCGUCUUCGUCUCCGCCCUUCAUCGCCGUCGGGGACCCUCCGGCCACCGAUCCGCCGCUGACUGCCACCGCCCCUCUACCGGCCACCUCAGACUCUGCGGGGAACGGGGGUCAGGUCUUCCACGAGCUCCCCGCCGGUGCUGCACUGGCUGCCGCCCUUCGUGCAGCCAAGACUGAGGCCGCGGCAGCUCAGGAGCGUGCCCGCGCGGCUGCUCUUGUGUGGGAGCAGUGA
Molecule: messenger RNA, 702 nt
Organism: Panicum virgatum (switchgrass)
Lineage: Eukaryota; Viridiplantae; Streptophyta; Magnoliopsida; Poales; Poaceae
Product: clathrin coat assembly protein AP180-like
Exons: 1
Coding region: 1-702 (233 amino acids)
Source: RefSeq, a predicted model, not a curated record